Molecule: messenger RNA, 756 nt
Organism: Dichomitus squalens LYAD-421 SS1
Lineage: Eukaryota; Fungi; Basidiomycota; Agaricomycetes; Polyporales; Polyporaceae
Product: haloacid dehalogenase
Exons: 7
Coding region: 19-756 (245 amino acids)
Molecular function (GO): hydrolase activity, acting on halide bonds, in C-halide compounds
Source: RefSeq, a predicted model, not a curated record
GUCUUGAUCCCGCGCACCAUGUCUUCCACGCACGAAGCCCUGAAGGACGUUGAGGCCUACAUUUUUGAUGUCUUUGGUACAGUAGUGGACUGGUACGGGAACAUCACCGAGCAGCUCGCUGCGGCUGCACCGGAGGGUGGAAAUGAAGACUGGGACGCGUUUGCUACCGAGUGGAGGACGGGGUACUUCAAACAUGCGCAACAUGUCUCCGGAGGGGGAGAGGGUGCUACAAACAUGGACGUAGCUCACCGACAGGUCCUCGACGCCAUGCUCAAGUCAGAUCGUUGGAAGCACCUCUCCUCCCACUGGGAUGACGCAAAGAGGCAGGGACUUGUCAUGUCCUGGCACAAGGCACAGGGAUGGCCGGAUUCGACAAAAGGCCUGUACGCCCUAAAGAAGAAUCACAUAGUCGCCGCACUCUCCAACGGAAAUAUCCGCUUCCUCGUCGACUUGGCUAAGAAUGCGGACCUUCCUUGGGACGUCGUUUUAUCCGUGGAUCUAUUCGGAACAUGCAAGCCGAGCCCAAGGGUUUAUCAGGGCGCGCUACACCAUCUCAGCCUCCCAGGAGAGAGAUGCGCGAUGGUUGCCGCACACCUUUGGGACCUCAGAGCGGCUGCAAAGCAUGGGAUGAAGACAGUUUACGUACCUAGACCCACAGACGACUUGGAAGACAGAGACCAUGUGAAGUGCAAGGCGGAGGGCGGUGAAGUUGACGUUGUGGUGGGCUCGCUGGAGGAGCUGGCAGCACUACUUUGA